UAAAGAAGUGUGUGCAGCGCGAAGGCUAUCGGCUAACAGCGGAGCUAACGGUCCUCGCAGCGGAGCCCCGGGGAGUGAGAAAGCAGCCCGCAGCCAGAGAGCAGAAUGAGCCAGACCACCGGGCGGCGGUGACGCUCACAGGGUGAUCAGGUGUGUGUUCUAUCAUCUGCAGGAUGCCCAUCCCUCCCCCACCUCCUCCUCCACCUGGGGGACCCCCUCCUCCCCCCACCUUCAGCCAGGCCAACACCAACCCCCCGAAGCUGAACAAGGAGGAGGCCAAAGGUCGCGGCGCUCUGCUGUCGGACAUCUGUAAAGGCACCAAGCUGAGGAAGGUGGCGGUGGUAAACGACCGCAGCGCCCCGCUGCUCGACAGUAAGACUCAAACACCAAAGAGCCAAACACCCCCCACAGAGCACCCAUACAUUCGCUUAUACCAAUACCUACACCAGCAGCAGAGCCUGCCUAAACAGCAGGGGGUGCCGUCUGAGGAGCAGAAGACGACGGUCGGAGAUAAGAGCCCCACUCUGUCGCUGGAGAAGCCGAAAGGAGGCGGAGCAGCAACUGCAGGAGCCAAUGGGAGUGGAGCUGGAAGUCCAUCUGGUUCUGCUCCACCAAUCGGAGGCCUGUUCAUCGGCGGAGUUCCCAAACUGAGACCAGUCGGAGAUGGCGCCGCUGGUCGCUCUCCCUCCACUCGGGCCGCUGCGCCCCGCCCUCCCAGCCAACGCCACGAUGAUGCAGAGAGCCCCUCCCCUAAGGCGUCGUCACCCAUGGAGACGUCUCGCACGCCACGUCCUUCACUCCCCAACCUGUUGUCUUCUCCCUCCCCCUCCUCCCCCUCCUCCGCAGCCUCUUCCCCCUCCACCGGCAUGAAGCACUCUUCUUCUGCCCCUCCUCCACCUCCUCCUCUGUGUCGCCGAGGUAACGCCCCCUCCCCCCCCAUCUCCUCUUACAACAGAGAGAAGCCCCUCCCCCCAACCCCUAACAACACCCCUCCGCUACCCUCCAAACCUCCACCAUCUCCUGGCAACAGCAGGCGCCCUCCCACCUCAGGAGGAAACCCUGUCACCUCCUCCACUUCUCUGGCUCCGCCCCCUCCACCAUAUCGUAUUAGUAACGGCCCAACAGGUGGCGGCGGAGAGGCGCCCGAGCUGCCGCAGCGCCACAACUCACUCAGCAAUAAGAGGCCCGCCCCCUCACCAGGAGGCCACACCCCUUCCCGAGGCCCUGCCCCUCCACCUCCUCCAGCAUCACCUACCCCCUCCCAACAAGGCACCAGCAGGCCACCGCCCCCUGUUAGAGAGCCGCCGGGUCGAGGAGCAGCUCCUCCCGUUCCUGUCCAGACGUCGUUAAGGGCGGGCGGCAGAGAAGCGCCGCCUCCCCCGCCUUACAGGACACAUGGUAGCCCCUCCCUUUCUUCUGAUCCCCCCACCCGAGGCAAACCUCCUCCCCCGCCCUCCCGCACCCCGGCCGCUCCUCCCCCGCCUCCCCCCCCUCUCCGCAACGGACACUCCUCCUCCUCCAUCCCUCGCUCGUUUGUGGAUGAUUUUGAGUCCAAGUAUUCGUUUCAUCCUCUGGACGACUUCCCUCCCCCGGACGAGUACAGACACUUCACCAAGAUCUACCCGAGCAAGGCCAACCGAGUGAUGAGAGGAGCUCCGCCCCUUCCUCCAGUCGGGAGGUGAACCAGGAACACCCCACAGAGCUGGAACCGACACACACACAGAACACACACACAAAACGCAUACUCUAACAUAACACUCAUUCACACACACACAGAACACACACACUCACACACAGAGA
This is a messenger RNA of Archocentrus centrarchus (flier cichlid), 1800 nucleotides long. RefSeq names its product WAS/WASL interacting protein family, member 2b (gene wipf2b). Gene Ontology annotation, molecular function: actin binding. The record is from RefSeq and is a predicted model, not a curated record. Lineage: Eukaryota; Metazoa; Chordata; Actinopteri; Cichliformes; Cichlidae. The coding region runs from base 174 to 1682 and encodes 502 amino acids. The transcript has 8 exons.